Molecule: messenger RNA, 1434 nt
Organism: Musca vetustissima
Lineage: Eukaryota; Metazoa; Arthropoda; Insecta; Diptera; Muscidae
Product: trypsin-3-like
Exons: 2
Coding region: 1-1434 (477 amino acids)
Biological process (GO): proteolysis
Molecular function (GO): serine-type endopeptidase activity
Source: RefSeq, a predicted model, not a curated record
AUGGAUUGUCUGAAACAAUUCUCAAUCACUUUUGUGUUGGUUGUUGCGUGCAUUUCCCGAGUAAAAUCGCAAGGACGUGUUGUAAACGGCGCGCAAACCCAUAUCUCCAAUUUACCAUAUUUGGUGCAACUGAGGAUUCUGGACGGCGAUCGCCUGUUCUGUGGCGGUGCCUUGAUAACCUAUUCCCAUGUGGUCUCCGCAGCUCACUGUGUUCGAGAAGAAAUCGCAGAUCAAAUGGUGGCAGUUGCAGAGGCUACAAGUAUCUAUGAAGAAGGUGUUAAACGUCGUAUAAUAUCCUAUUUAAUACAUCCUGAAUAUAGAAAUGUAACAGCUUCAGCGUACGAUAUUGGCGUCUAUAAACUAGAAUCGCCCAUGAUGGGUGAAAUGAUACGACCAGUUGCAUUGUGCUCGCGAAAAAUGAGAACUGGUGAUCGUGUUCAAGUUUCGGGUUGGGGAAGAUAUUAUGAAAAAUCGAAACCUAGUACUUAUGUUCGCACGAUUAAUGUACCAGUGGUGGAUAGAGAGGUGUGCAAGAGAAAUUAUCUGCAGUUGUAUGGAAGCAAUCGCAUUACGGAGAGUAUGUUUUGUGCUGCAGAAUUGGGUGUAAAAGAUGCCUGUCAAGGUGAUUCGGGUGGACCGGCUGUUUUCCGGCGUGAAUUAUGUGGUAUUGUGUCCUGGGUUCAAGGUGGAUAUGGUGACGAAAUUUUGAAAUUAUCAGAAAUCAAAAGGCCAACAAUAAAACAUGAUAAUCCCGUAUAUAUUCCAUACUACAAUGCUCCAUAUAUGAUGCAGCUGAGAAAUGCCGAUGGAGAAGUUAUCUGCGAUGGUACAUUGAUACGAUCACAAUUUGUGCUAACCGCUUCCCAUUGUUUUGAUCAAUAUCGAGAUUCAGAUAUCAUAGUUGUGGGUGGAGCCACAAUGAAAUCGGAUAAAGGUAUCAUACGUAAAAUAUUGCAUGUCUACAAACACCCUCUGUAUAAUGCCACAAAUUGGCAUAAUGAUGUUGCUAUAAUCAAAUUGGAGAGCAAUAUGGAUGGAGGUCGUAUUAAACCCUAUGAGGAGUUGUGUGAUCAUCCUUCGGAAACAAACGAUUUUAUUUCUAUUACUGGUUGGUUGCGUCCAAAUGUAACUGGUGCGUGGGUAAGAGACGAAUUGCGCAGUAAUCGUUUUCCAAUUGUAACACAUAUGGAUUGCAUUCGUGAUGCUGGGAGUGUUAAUAUGGAAAUAACCGCCAGCAUGUUUUGUGGUAAUAUUCUGAAUCAUGAUGGAUGUUUGCAUAAUUCUGGAGGUCCGGCGAUUUCCUAUGGUCAAAUUUGUGGUAUUACUUUGGGCGGUGAAAAUUGUAACUAUCCAAAAUUCCCGGGAGCUUAUACCAGUGUCUUUGCAGUUCAUGAUUUUAUUUUAGAUGCUAUUGGGGAAUCAGAGUACCAAUAA